ACAGCCGUGUUUCCGGGCUCCAGAGUCCAGAUCCUGAGCGCAGUGCUGAGAAACGCCCUGCUGAGUACCCCCUGGCUGUGCGAUUUCCGGCCGCUGCAGGCUGCGUGGGAAUCCCGGGAACCUCCUGCCACGCAAUGAUGAAAGUGACCUUUGAAGAUGUGACUGUGAAUUUUACUGUGGAGGAGUGGAUUUUAUUGGAUCCAUCUCAGAAGAAGCUCUACAGAGAUGUGAUGUGGGAAAACUUUAGGAAUGUGACUGCUAUAGAAAGAAACUGGGAUGACCAGCAAAUUGAAGAUGAGCACAAAAAUUACAGGAAAAUUCUAAGAAAUGCAGUUGUAGAUAAAUGCUGUAAAUAUAAAUUAUGGUAUCAGCAUGAAGCAAUGCAUGUUAGGACUCCUGAUAUAAAUGUGCACACAAAACUCCUUGGUACAAGACCAGAUGAAAGCCUUGAAUGUGGAAAGCCUGUGUUUCGUUCCUCAUCACCAACCAAGCCCAUCAUACAUAACACUGGACUCAAAUCAUACGAAGUCCAUGGAUUUGAACAGAAGCUCUCUAAUUGUAACAGACAUGGGAAUACCUCCGCUGGCUUACAGUCCAUUCAGAAACUUGCAAAGACAAAUCCUGAAGAAAAACCCUAUGGAUACAAGCAAUGUGGAAAAUCCUUCUCUGAUUACAGUGAAGAAAAUAAUUCUGAAGAGAAAUCCUUUGCAUAUAACCAAGAGGCUAGAGCCUUCAGUGCACCCAACUAUUUUCAAAUCCAGACAGGAAAUCAUAAUAGGGUGAGCACUUCUAUACAUGUACAAUGUGGCAAAGGUUUGAAUUCUUACCAUGAUGUUCAGAACCAUGAAAGAACUCACACUGAAUCCAAAUCUGAUGUACAUCAACACCAUUGGAAAUCCUUAAAUAAUAGCACAUCAUUAGGCAAUCAUAAAAUAACUCAUACUGGGGGACAGCCCUAUGUGUGUAAUCAUUGUGGGAAAGGUUUCAGCACACAGAAGUAUUGUCAAAGUCAUGAACAAACUCACAGUGGGGAGAAAUCUUACAUAUGCAAGCACUGUGGGAAAGCUUUCAACAAACAGAGGCUUUGUCAAAGACAUGAGCAAACUCACCUCGGGAAGAAAUACUACACUUGUAAGCAAUGUGGGAAAGCUUUUGGCACAAAGAGUCAUUGUCAGAGACAUGAACUGACUCACAGUGGGGAGAAACCUUAUGUAUGUAAGCAAUGUAAGAAAGCUUUCAGCACAUAUAGUUCUUGUCAAAGACAUGAAAGGACCCACACCGGGGAGAAACCCUAUGUAUGUGACCAGUGUGGGAAGGCUUUUGGCACACACAGCGUGUAUAAAAUACAUGAACUAACUCAUGGUGGAGAGAAACCCUAUGUAUGUAACCAAUGUGGAAAAGCUUUCAGCACAUGCAGUGUAUACAAAAUACAUGAAAGAAUUCACACUGGUGAGAAACCCUAUGUAUGUACACAAUGUGGAAAAGCUUUCAGCAGGCAAAGUCAAUGUAAAAUACAUGAAAGAGUUCACAGUGGGGAGAAACCCUAUGUAUGCAAGCAAUGUGGGAAAGCUUUCACCACCCACAGAUGUUGUCAAGAACAUAAAAGGACUCAUACUGGGGAGAAACCUUAUGCAUGUAAGCAAUGUGGGAAAGCUUUUAACAAACAUGGUUCUUACCAAAGACAUGAAAGGAUCCACACUGGGCAAAAACCCUAUGUAUGUAGCCAAUGUGGAAAAGCUUUCAGCACACGCAGUGUAUAUAAAAUACAUGAAAGGUCUCACACUGGGGAGAAACCCUAUAUAUGUAGCCAGUGUGGUAAAGCUUUCAGUAGGCAUAGUCAAUGUAAAAUACAUGAAAGAAUUCAUACUGGAGAGAAGCCUUAUAUAUGUAAGCAAUGUGGGAAAGGUUUCACUACCUAUGGUAAUUGUCAAAAACAUGAAAGGACUCACACUUGGGAGAAACCUUACACGUGUAAGCAAUGUGGGAAAGCUUUCAGCACACAUAGUUAUUGUCAAAGACAUGAACAAACUCAUACUGGAGGGAAACCCUAUGUAUGUAAGCAAUGUGGGAAAGCUUUCAUUACACAUAGUCAUUGUCAGAGACAUGAACUAACUCACAGUGGGGAGAAACCCUAUGCAUGCUCACAUUGUAGGAAAGCUUUCAGCACACUUAGUUCUUGUCAAACACAUGAAAGGAUCCACACUGGGGAGAAACCCUAUUUGUGUAAGCAAUGUGGAAAAGCUUUUGGCACACAAAGUGUAUAUAAAAUACAUGAGAGGACUCACACUGGGGAGAAGCCCUAUGUAUGUAAGCAAUGUGGUAAAGCUUUCAGCAGGCAUAAUCAAUGUAAAAUACAUGAGAGAAUUCACACUGGAGAGAAGCCCUAUGUCUGUAAACAUUGUGGGAAGGCUUUCACCACACACAGAUAUUGUCAAGAACAUGAAAGGACUCAUACUGGGGAGAAACCCUACACAUGUAAGCAAUGUGGGAAAACUUUCAGCACAUACAGUUAUUGUCGAAGACAUGAAAGAACUCACACUGGGGAGAAGCCUUACUCAUGCAAAAAAUGUGGGAAAGCUUUUACCAGACACAAUCAUUGUCAGAGACAUGAAAGGAAUCACAGUGUAGAAACCUUGUAUAUGUAAGCAAUAUGAAAAAACCUUCAGUAAUUCUAACAAUCAUCAUAGACAGUAAAAUAUUCUAAGGUUAGAAAUGAACUCUGAAUAUAUAACUGAAUAUAUAUCACUUGCACUAAUACAAAAGCAGAGUGCAAAAAAGCCUUUCUUUGUGUGUAAUAUUAAAAAUCUUUCAGCACACAGAUAUUACAUACCUGAGAGAACUGAAACUUGAACAAUGUGGAGAAUGUUUUUUUUUCAUGAAAAUUUAUGAGAGGGCAGCUGUAUGUAUGUAAUAAAUAUUGGAUAAUUCAUUUUUCUACUUUCCUUGAAAAUCACCAGAAAAUCUCCACUGAAAAGAAAACCUAAUAAUGUGUGAAAACUUUUUAUGAUUGUCAUGAGAAAAAAAUGCACAAGCUGAAAAUGAGAUUUAAGAGAAAGCUAGGGAUCAAUGACAGAGACACAAGAGUGAUAUAUUAGGAACGAGAUAUACUGUUUCAAAGCACACAUUCAGAGACAGACUUGUUCCAGUAUUUUAAUGGAUUGAUGUACUGAUGAGGUUGGAAAGUGCAUAAUGUUAUGUUCAAUACAAUGCCCUUUGCAUUCAAGUCUUCAGUACAUGGUCUUCAAUGAGCAUUUUACAUGCAAACAAUUGACUUAGAUUGGGGAAGCUAAGUUUAUUCAUAUAAUGAAAUGUUACUGAGUCUUAAAAACUUUUGUUUGUGACAAUAUAAAUUAACCAAGAGGUCAUUAUAUGAAGUGUGCAUAUAAUGGUAAUAUAUAGGUAAUUAAACUUUAUAUUUGUUUUUUUCUACAGUUGACAACUUAGAGAAGCAGAGAGUUUAGUGAUGGUUGCCAUAUGUGUUAAUGGGAAAGUUGAGAGAUGUUAAUGAGAAAACUGUUUUGUAGAAUACUAAGUAACAUAGGCCCUAUGGUGAUUACAGUAAUUGAUAAAGUAGCAUUACAGUUUGCUAGCAAUUGUCUUUUAGUAUUUUCUCCAUACACCCAAAAGGUAAAUAUCUGAAGUGAUGUAAAUGCUACUAAUGAAGAAUGUGAUCAUUUCACAAUAUAAACAAUAACACACUGCAGAUACACUGUCAAUAUGUUUUUGUUAUUUUCUGUUUAAUGAAAUGAAAAUAAUUAAAUUUCAGAAAAACAAUUCGA
Messenger RNA from Cavia porcellus (domestic guinea pig), 3779 nucleotides. Its product is annotated as zinc finger protein 431-like. Gene Ontology annotation, molecular function: RNA polymerase II cis-regulatory region sequence-specific DNA binding; DNA-binding transcription factor activity, RNA polymerase II-specific. Bases 135 to 2645 code for a protein of 836 amino acids. Gene Ontology annotation, biological process: regulation of transcription by RNA polymerase II. Gene Ontology annotation, cellular component: nucleus. NCBI's taxonomy places the organism in Eukaryota, Metazoa, Chordata, Mammalia, Rodentia, Caviidae. The record is from RefSeq and is a predicted model, not a curated record. The transcript is spliced from 4 exons.